Molecule: messenger RNA, 4211 nt
Organism: Callorhinus ursinus (northern fur seal)
Lineage: Eukaryota; Metazoa; Chordata; Mammalia; Carnivora; Otariidae
Source: RefSeq, a predicted model, not a curated record
AUGGCGCCGCCCGCCGCCCGCCUCGCCCUGCUCUCCGCCGCCGCGCUCACGCUGGCGGCCCGGCCCGCGCCCAGCCCCGGCCUCGGCCCCGGACCCGGACCCGAAUGUUUCACAGCCAAUGGUGCAGAUUAUAGGGGAACACAGAACUGGACAGCACUACAAGGAGGGAAACCAUGCCUGUUCUGGAACGAGACUUUCCAGCAUCCAUACAACACUCUGAAAUACCCCAACGGGGAGGGGGGCCUAGGCGAGCAUAACUAUUGCAGAAAUCCAGAUGGAGAUGUGAGCCCCUGGUGCUACGUGGCGGAGCAUGAGGAUGGUGUCUACUGGAAGUACUGCGAGAUUCCUGCUUGUCAGAUGCCUGGAAACCUUGGCUGCUACAAGGAUCAUGGAAACCCACCUCCUCUAACUGGCGCCAGUAAAACAUCUAACAAACUUACCAUACAAACCUGCAUCAGUUUUUGUCGGAGUCAGAGGUUCAAGUUUGCUGGGAUGGAGUCGGGCUAUGCUUGCUUCUGUGGAAACAAUCCUGAUUACUGGAAGUACGGGGAGGCAGCCAGCACCGAAUGCAACAGUGUCUGCUUCGGGGAUCACACCCAGCCCUGUGGUGGUGACGGCAGGAUCAUCCUCUUUGACACUCUCGUUGGCGCCUGCGGAGGGAACUACUCGGCUCUGACCUCCGUGGUGUAUUCCCCUGACUUUCCAGACACCUACGCCACGGGGAGGGUCUGCUACUGGACCAUCCGGGUUCCAGGAGCCUCCCACAUCCACUUCAGCUUCACCUUGUUUGACAUCAGGGACUCUGCAGACAUGGUGGAGCUGCUGGACGGCUAUACCCACCGCGUCCUGGUCCGUUUCAGUGGGAGAAACCGCCCGCCUCUGUCCUUUAACGUCUCUCUGGAUUUUGUCAUUUUGUAUUUCUUCUCCGAUCGCAUCAAUCAGGCCCAGGGAUUUGCUGUCUUAUACCAAGCCGUCAAGGAAGAGACGCCUCAGGAGAGGUCCACUGCCAACCAGACGCUGGCCGAGGUGAUCACAGAGCAGGCCAACCUCAGCGUCAGCGCAGCCCGGUCCUCUAAAGUCCUCUACGUCAUCACCACCAGCCCCAGCCACCCACCCCAGACCGUACCAGGUAGAUGGACAGUGUAUGGCCUGGCAACUCUCCUCAUCCUUACAGUCACAGCCAUUGUAGCAAAGAUACUUCUGCACGUCACAUUCAAAUCCCAUCGCGUUCCUGCUUCAGGGGACCUUAGGGAUUGUCAUCAACCAGGGACGUCGGGGGAAAUCUGGAGCAUUUUUUAUAAGCCCUCUACUUCAAUUUCCAUCUUUAAGAAGAAACUCAAGGGUCAGAGUCAACCAGAUGACCGUAAUCCUCUUGUGAGUGACUAAAAGCUGCCCCCUCCGAGCCCAGGACAUGAGGUCCCUCCGAGCUUGAGGCCACUGGGGGGACCCGUGGUUUCCUCUGACUGACUCUCCCUGCCUCUCUCUCGGCCUCUCUGGCAGCCUCUGCAGGAGUGCCAUCCUACGGGCUGGAAAGGGACAUCCUGCUGCGGGGGCAGGCCUAGCCUGGACUCCCCCCUGCUUCAUCACUGCACUUAGGAGAGAGACCCAAAGUCCCAGGGUCUGGGCCCUCCCUGUGCUUCUCUCUCUCUCUCUCUCUCUCUCUCUCUCUCUCUCUCUCUCUCUCAUCUAGAAUGGGGGUGUCAGGACAGAGGGCCUGAGAUGGCAGAGAUGGUUGUGUCUGGCACUGGGCUCAGGUACCUUCUAGAUGACUGUAGGGUGGUGGGUAGGUAUACUAUAUGCUGAGUCUUCCCUUGCUUAUUUUCUGUUUUGUCCACACAGAUCACUUUCUCCCAUUCUUUAUAGUUUUAAACAGGGAUGCUUCUGAGGUUCUCUUGGGGGUUGGCCUUGUCCUAUAUUCCUGGACAUUAGCACCCCAAAGCAUAAAGAGGGCCCCUGCUUUGUGCUGACUCUGGGGCUUUGCUCUCUGGGUGCUAGAUGAGGAUGGGCCUCCUCCAACCCGGGAGAGCCUGGGAAUUGACCCCCCCCAUCACAUCAAGCCUGCCCCCUGCCACAACCGGGCUUCUUUCUAUAGCUUCUUUCCAUAACUUGGUGAUCGCAGAGCAAGCCUGCAGAGUGGUCGUAUAAAACAUGCAUUCAUUUAUUCACACAACAGACUUUCCAGAAAGCUUUUAUAGGUGCUCAGUGACUCCUCGUUAUGUGGGAUCGCCUGGCCUUGCCCCUGUGCAGCCGUGGUCCUGUGGAACCUGAGCCGGGCCCCCGAGAUUCUCUGACUCUCCGUUCAGAACAGGGAGUAUAAAUGUUGUGGCUUAGCCUUAGGCAGCUUUGGGUGAGACACAGGCACCAGCAGUCCCUCCUGCAGGCAGAGCUCAUUUUAAAAGAUGAAAAACCACCCCGCGGCCUGUGCGCUCUGCGGCCCCCUCUGCCCCUUAGUUAAGGGGACAGAGUGCUGUCUGGAACGGCUCAGAGGGCCCUGGUCCCUAGCCCCACACUGCCCUGCACUUCAGACAGGGAAGAGAGUCGCAGAGAGUGGCAUGAGGACUGAGAGGGGGGCUUUGGGAACUGGAGACCCUCGACGACAGGCCUCCCAAGAUGGAGAGGUGCAGCUGCAGUGGUUGCUGGUCGGGAGGAAGAGCCAUCUCCAGCUUAGAAGUCCCUGCCAUCCGAAAGUAGGCUUUGUCAACAGCAGCUGAGAAGAGCAGCCUGGGCCUCCGAAGGCCAGUCCUGGGCCUUUGUCAGAGCACGACUCUCCCAGAGGCAACCGGGCCUCGGGCCUUGGGCCUCUGGCCUCACAGGUUCCCUCUUUGGAGCACUUUGCCUACCUUCCCGAAAUCCCUCAGCAACCGCCUGCUGUGGCCUUUCCUGGGGUCCUGCCAUGCUGAUGACCUGUGUGCGCCUGGCUGCUCCCAGAAACGCAGAGGACCAUGUGGGGCCAGCGGGGAGGGGUCUGCAGGGAGAGGUGACACCCGGCAUCCAGGGGAGAUGCUGCACGCUGGCCAGCAGAGGGGCACAGGAGCACAGGAGUGGGGAGAUGGGGCAGUGUGUCCACGGGAGGGCAGGGCGCUGCCCCAGCUACCGUGUGAGGCCUGCUGCGGGCACAGAGCUGCUCGGUGCUGCCUUCACGCUUUGAUCUGGAAAGGCUGAUUACCCCGGAGCAGCUGUCCACAGGCCCCUGGGUCUGGAGACACAGGCCUGUCCCACGCGACUGGAAAUACACUGACAUGUGCUGUCUCCCCUCGAAGCUAUUCCUGGCUGUUGUGGAAUCUCCUCUGAACCAAGUGUCAGGUGUGUGCAGUCACAAAGGGCCCUGUGCCCUGAAUAGAUCCACUCACAGCACACAGGGAAUGCGGAAUUUAGCCCCGGGAGGGGGUCGCCUGGCCGAGGGGCAAUUGUUCAGUCACCUAGCGCUUCCUGUGGCCAUUGGCCUUCGGGGCAUCCCAUGGGUCCACCUGCCCACCCUGCUCACCUCACACAGCCAGGGUGUUGUCUGAGUCUGCAGCUGGAGCAGCCCAUUCUGAGACCCAGGAAGUGCUGGUGACGCCCCAGUGCCCUCCUUCCUGCUGGCCCUGGCACAGCCCAGUGCCACCAGGAUCAACUUACUGGCCAGGGUGCGGCCUCAGGAAACCCAAACUGGCCUCCGGACAGCGCUGGGGGAGAGGCCAUAAAUUGUCCCAGGCCCAACCUCCAUAAACACCUGGCCUCUGGUCGGAACCUGUCAGCAGCACCCCACAGAGGGUCCCCUGUGGCUAAGUAAACACCUGAGGAAUAAUAGUCCCAGAGGAGGUGAGGUGUGCUCCCAGGAGCACCGUAGGAGGCCUGCACUUGGUCUUUUAAGAAACCACUUUAGAGAGAAGUAAGGAUUGGAGGGGCUGGAAAGCAUGUCCCCGAGAAAGGACGUCACGGAUCACAUAGCAGAUUAGGAAAGAAGAAGGGGAGGGACUUUGGGGGCCGCUGUGGCCUGCCACUUUGAAAGCAUCCUGCCCAAAGCCUUUGCCCUGAGGUGACAGAGGGAACCGAGGCUGUGAGUGGUGCCUCUGGGCCUGAGUGCCCUCCUCACCCCUUCUCUGCAGGAUCUAGUCCCUGCUUUCUCAGCACUGGGCCGCCAGGGAAGGGAGGGCUGCGGGCAGCUGAUCUUGUUGCCUCCAUGGUAAAUGCCUGCAGCCAGCUGGGAACGUGGUCUUAGCUGCGUUUCA